ACUCCUCGUGGCAUUGGUACGACGACGGUGACGAGCACAAGUGAGUCGAGUAGCGCGACAGCGUCCAGGGAGUCCGAGCUGACGUUAUAUAUGCAUGCCGCAGCCACCACGACGCUGCAGGCAGUGACAGCCUCGACCACCAUCACCACCACUACCACCGAGACCACGUCGACUACAGUGACUGCGGAUACUGCGCAGACCGCAGUCGCACCCCCGCCCCCACAAGGGCAAGAUGCUACAUUCCUGCGCAUCGAAGGCUCCACAGAGACCAUAUUUGAAGGCUUUGUCAAUUCCAAGGCCAAGACUUUCAACUUUCCCGCUGGUCCCUUGGUUUGCGACAGUCGCGUCGGCGCUGGUGGCUCGGUCAUCACCGCAAUCGCCGAUCUAGGGUUGCCUGUGCGGGUGACGCCCACUUACAACGCCGAGGGUGUGAUCUUGGGACGCGUCAAAAAUGACGAGGCGGGACAAGGUCCAUACGAAUGGGUGAGUGGUGCCAAAGCAGUAUGGAUGCCAUGGCUGACGCGCGCAUGCUAACAGCUCCACUCUCCCAUAUGCUGAUCCUGCAGCGAGGCGUGCGGCGCUUGAUAGGUUCGGCGUCGUAUGCCACUUGCAGCGCACCCCUGGCUCCGCCGAGCGCCAAUACGCAGGCGGAAGACUCUCUCGCGUGAGUUCACGGCAUGCCCCCCUCCUCCCCACCUUUCGCAUCGCUGGCAUUGAUGCGCGGCCUAAGGCA
Molecule: messenger RNA, 733 nt
Organism: Ceraceosorus guamensis
Lineage: Eukaryota; Fungi; Basidiomycota; Exobasidiomycetes; Ceraceosorales; Ceraceosoraceae
Exons: 1
Coding region: 91-534 (147 amino acids)
Source: RefSeq, a predicted model, not a curated record